UUGCUGCACAAAGUUCAACAGCCCAGCCUGGACGAUCGAGACCGAUACGAGCCCCUGACGGCAGUGAUACUCUCUGAGACCUUGAAGCUGAUUGUUUGUGUUGUUGUGCUGGGCUUCGGAGGGACACCGCAGCUGGAAAAGGUCAACAGAAUACAGCUGGUCGCCGAUGAUCUUCGGGAUGGCCACCUGAAAGCCGCGGCUCCGGCUAUACUAUACACUAUUGCGGCCGUACUGCAAAGUCUGGGCGCCCGGAAUUUAGAUGGUAUGUCUUUUGUUGUUCUUUCGCAACUGAAGCUCAUCUUGACGCCCGUCUUCUCUGUGGUUAUUCUUCGGCAGUCGUUGACGAUGUUGCAAUGGCUGUGUCUCUUUACGAUAGCCGCAGGGAUUGUUCUGGUCCAAACCACAGCAUCCUCUACCAUGACCCUCGACUUGAGAUACAGUCAAGAUAUAAGAUUGGGGGCCAUUACAAUGUUGAUAUCUGGGACUUGUGUUGCUCUCGCUGGUGUUCUGAUGGAAUCAAUCGUCAAAGUUCCCAACAAGUUCAUUGUGCGCAACUGCCAGCUUGCGGUUUACGCGUGUCUUUGCGCGAGCCUGAGCCUUUUGAUUCGUUUUGCAACAACUACCACAGGCCUUUCGAGGAAUGAUAAUACACAUUUUUUCCAAGGAUAUCAUGCUCUCGUCUGGGUUUAUGUAUUCCUUCAGGCAGCAGGCGGAUUUAUAGUGGCUUGGUCGGUCCGUACCAGCAGUACUGUAGCGAAGAACCAUGCUCAGGCAGUUGGGUUCACGAUUGCAUCCAUAGGCCCGUCAUUGCUGCCACCGCGGGUGGUGUCACUUCAGGUAAGCCAAUAUUUUUGCUGGCUGUAA
Molecule: messenger RNA, 864 nt
Organism: Colletotrichum gloeosporioides
Lineage: Eukaryota; Fungi; Ascomycota; Sordariomycetes; Glomerellales; Glomerellaceae
Product: CMP-sialic acid transporter
Exons: 1
Biological process (GO): pyrimidine nucleotide-sugar transmembrane transport
Cellular component (GO): Golgi membrane
Molecular function (GO): UDP-galactose transmembrane transporter activity
Source: RefSeq, a predicted model, not a curated record